AGCGCGACAGACUCAACACAAACACAAAAUUGUCAUGUCAUUACCCAACGGAUACGGUGCAAGUAAGUGCAAGUGACUCAAAAACCAUUUCAGUCGAUUAUGCUCGCGCUUACUUGCAACUGCACCCGGCAUACUCUUCGCUAACCACCAAUUUUUAUCUCUUUCAUUACAUGUUAAGAAUUUAGUUUUCAGUUUGCGAUAGUAUUGUUUGUGAGUGAUCUAGUGCCAAGUGAACGAAGGAAUUGUGGAAUUCGUUCUAUUUAUAAGAGCUUAAAUCAUUUAGCGGCAUUCCUAAUCUGGGAACCGUUUGUUUUUGCUAAGUGAACUUAAUUUCCGAUAAGCUUUGACAUAAUAAGAAACCAAACUGUAAAGUUCGUAAAAGUGAUGUGCUGUGAUAACGUGAAAGUUUAAGUUUUGCGAGGGUUGUGUUUUCGUUUUUGGAAAAGUUGUGUGUUGUGAUUUAGCUGCUCUGUUAGCUUGGAUAUUCCACCAUAAAAAUUGAAAACUUAAAAAAAUACCACCACUGCCGCCAUGAGGGAAAUGUGCAAAAGCGGCGCUGUGGUAGCAGCCGUCGUAGCAGUCCUCGAAAAGCAAAAACUCGGCACCGGCCAGAAGAAUCACAAAUAUCAUCGAAUCCAGCCGGGUCACGAUCGAAAUACCGCCGCAUAUUCCACAUCCUCCAUAGACACUAAAAAUAUCUUUUGUUUGGAUUCGACCGACGACGCCGAUGUCGGCCCGUUCAGCUUCGAAUCGGCCGUCAAAGAUUUCAACAGCGUCGCGGAAGACGUCCAGCAAUUCUGCUCCACGGAUUCUUUAAAGAGAAGGCGAUCCCCUACCAAAACGGAUUCACCCGCUAAAUCGGAUUCCCCCGCGAAAACGGAUUCCCCAUCGGAUCCGGACAGUCUGGAAGACGAGAAGAAUGGAUCGAACGAUAUCGGGGAGAAUCAUGUGAAUCGUGGGGAUUGUGGGGGCGGUGGGGAGGAUAGUGAUAGUGAUGGAGCGGGGGGUAGUGAUAGUGAUGAAUCGGAUAGUGACGAGGAGAAGGAGCAUUUGAUCAGCGAAGGUUUGGCUACGAUCGCUGAAGAGGUUAGCGUACAUUCUGGACCAGGACAGGAAGAUGAUUCGAGUAUCGAAGACGAUUCGACCUUGAAAGGUCAACAGAACCAAGCAUGGUCCGAAGUCUACUCCAAUCAGGGCUCCACUUCGGACUUGUCAACAACGUCUUCGGAACGACAAACCAAUUUAAGAGCAGAUAGCUCAACACGUUGCAACAGCGAUUUCCAAUGGAUCCGUAAGGAACCCCCUGAAGCCCCGCCGCCCAAAAUGGAGGAAGUGGAACCGCUCCCCUCCGCCAAACCGCCUCUAAGUCGUUCUUUCCGCGAAAAAACGCCACGUAAAGAAAAAAUAGCAACUGAAAGUCUGGAUAGGAGAAAAAGACACCAGAAUCGGAUAGAACGCGAUCAGAAAGCGAGAUCGUCGCAUAUAUUGAAGAGCCCGCCUAGAUUGGAGGAUUAUACAGGGACGGUGUCCUCGGGUGGGUGCCAAAAUUUUUGCUGUAACCCGCACGAGUUUUGUUACGAUGGAUUCCAGAGGCGGCAUGAAAGGUACGGCAGCAACCCCAUGUUAGAGAGGGAACAACAGCAUCAAAGAUUCAUGGAAAGAGGCAGCCAUCCAGACAUUUAUGGAGACUUCGGCAGAUAUAGGCACGAUAUGCAAUGUUGCUCUUAUCACAUGGCACCAGUGGUUCCUCCAUGUUGUUAUUACGGUGAUAGAAACUACCAUUGGACACCACCGAAUUAUCCUAAGUCAGGAGACCUCGACGAACGCUUCAGAAAAAUCCAAUAUGAAAAGGACAACCUUCAGUUGCAAGUACAAGUCUUGUCAGACCAAAUCGAAGCUCAAUCUGAUAAGAUAUCCGACUUGGAGAAGAUGCUGCAAGAAAAGAAACAACUUUUAUCUGAUACCGAGGACAAAUUACAAAGGGAAAUGUUGUCUAGAUCGUCAUUGGAAACGCAAAAAUUGGAACUGAUGUCGAUAAUGAGCGAACUGAAACUACAACAAGCUGCUUUAGAAAGGGAAAACUUGGACUUGAGGAGUCAUUACAAUAACAAUGCAGAGAUAAAGAAACCUCCAAUUAUGCCUGCGAGAAUGUCAUCCCAACCUACUUUAACCUCUACACCUGUACAACACAUUAGUAACCAGCAAUUAAACAGAAUAUCACCAUCACCCAGUCCCGUUACGUUAGCAGGAAACAGCCCAAGGCGAAUAGAGUUCAAUGCUCAAAUCCAACAGGAUACACAGAGACCAAAGACUCCACCAGCCAACUACAAGCGACAAAUAGACGUCCAUUACGGCAGCCUUCCGAGACAACAGUUCCUGGCGAACGGCGGGAUCGAUAGUAACGCCAAUCCGGCGGCUGCUAACGGCGGUACCAAAAAAGGAGUAGCCUUCGCGGAAACAGAAAAAGUAGUAAUAGAAGAUGCGCUUAACGACUCCACGGGAUCACCCAUAUCGUUUAACAAAUCGAAGGGCAUCAAGAAAAUAUUCGGCAAAAUAAAACGAUCCGGUUCCGGGAAUCUGGAAGACAUACCGGGAUUGAGCGAGUUCCAAAGAGGCGGCGUCAGAGCGACGGCGGCUGCCAGAUUGGGAUGGAGCGAACCUCAGAUUGUACAAAAAUAUGAACAGGUUCAUUCCUUUUGCAGACCGGAUAAGCCCUUCUCCGAAUGGGACACUGAAAACAUAUGCGAUUGGCUGCAAGAUUUAGGCCUGGACAGCUACGUCGCCGACGCUAAACGUUGGGUGCAGAGCGGUCAACAGCUUCAAGAAGCUUCGAUCUCCGAAAUUGAAAAGGAAUUGAACAUUAAAAAUCCGUUGCACAGGAAGAAACUGCAAUUGGCGUUGAUCGACACGCAAGCCAAUGGUUCUAGCGAUCUUUAUUUAGCCCAAGCAGGUAAACUAGACACCGCUUGGGUGUUACGAUGGUUGGACGAUACGGGUUUGCCGCAGCACAAAGAGAACUUCUUAAUCAACAGGGUAGACGGACGCGUACUUCACAGACUGACAAUCGACGACUUGGCAUUGUUGCACGUUACGUCAAUGUUACACGUUGCCAGUAUCAAGAGGGGUAUUCAAGUUCUGAGAGAAAAUAAUUAUGAACCGGGUUGUUUGCAGAGGAGAUCUCUUCCAGAUGAUCCACAACAGCCGGGUGUGAAGCAGAUAUCUUUGUGGACCACUCACAGGGUAAUGGAAUGGUUGAGAGCAGUCGAUUUGGCGGAAUACGCGCCGAACUUGAGAGGCGCCGGCGUUCACGGUGGCUUGAUGGUGUUGGAAUCGAAGUUCAACGCGGAAUUGAUGGCGGCUCUUUUGGCUAUACCGCCGGGCAAAACGUUGUUGAGACGCCAUUUGUACACGCAUUUCAACGAUCUUCUGGGCAAAGACGUGAUUCAAGAGAAAAGAGACUGUGAGUCGACGAUGGGAUAUAUUCCGUUGACGCCUGCAUUGAAAUUAAAGGUACCGAAAAAGUCUCAGUUUUCGUUGAAAAGAAAAAAAUCGAAAGGGGAAGCCGAUUAUGGGGACCUCGUGUGUCCCCUGAAUCCAGACAAAACAGGUGAAAUGACUGGCAAUGCUCUUAACAGCUCUAUGGGUAUGAUGAAGAUAAACCUCGAGGACGAGGCUGUCUUUCGUCACGUUGAACAUAAGUCUGCAAGGUCGCUACCAGCCUCGAUAGCUAAUUCUCCUGUUCCACAAAGACACGUCUGAUAAUAAUUAGUGUGUAAGCAAACAAAAUAGAAAUAGCGUUUAAGGAGUGUACACCGACGUUUUUAUUUUACCAGAAAUUUCUUCAAAUGAAGAUUUUAGUUACUGCAUGAUGGUGGACGUUUUGACAUAUUUAUUGUUAUAUUUCCAUUUUUACAAGAAAAAAUUAUUUUUAAUUUUUAAUCUGUUAAAAUUUGACAAUUCAUAUAUAUGACUGUAAUAUGGCGGACGUUUUGACAUAUUUAAUGUCAAAUUACAGAAUAUAAUACUGUUGAUAGGCUGAUAAGGAGUUAUAAGUAGGAUUGGGCGAUUAUUUAAAAUAAAUCGAUUAUUUUCGAGUAAUCGAUUAUAUUCUAUUAAACGAAAAUAAUCGAUUAUUUUUAAUCAAUUUAAUGUAAUGGAUUUCGAAUAAUCGAUAAUUGAAUAAUCGCGAAAUCGAUUGAUAUCUGUUAAUCGAUUAAUAUUUUCAAAUAAUAUCGAAAGAAAAAUCGAAAACGAAUCGAUUCAUCGAAAAUAAUCGAUUAAUCGAAAAUAAUCGAUUAUUCGAGAAGAAUCAAUUAAUUGAAAAGAAUUGAUUAUUCGAAAAUAAUCGAGAGUAAUAAUUGAACAAGCGCUUAAUCGAAAAAUAAUCAAUUCAUUGAAAAAUAAUCGAUUCAACAAAUAAUUAUUAAUUGAAAAUAAUCGAUUCAUGGAAAAUAAUCGAUUAAUCAAAAAUAUCGAUUAAUUUAAAAUAAUGGAUUAAUCGAAAAAUAAUCUAUUGAUUGAAAAGAAUCGAUUAAUCAAAAAUAAUCGAUUCGAAAUAUUAUCUAUUGAUCGAACAGAAUC
Messenger RNA from Psylliodes chrysocephalus, 4581 nucleotides. The record is from the annotation of a GenBank genome assembly. NCBI's taxonomy places the organism in Eukaryota, Metazoa, Arthropoda, Insecta, Coleoptera, Chrysomelidae.